Messenger RNA from Microcebus murinus (gray mouse lemur), 1287 nucleotides. It is a transcript of the gene CIMIP4, whose product is annotated as ciliary microtubule inner protein 4. The record is from RefSeq and is a predicted model, not a curated record. Lineage: Eukaryota; Metazoa; Chordata; Mammalia; Primates; Cheirogaleidae.
CAUCCAUUGGUCCUCACCAGUAGUUGUGCAGCACAGACCUCCACUCCUGGGCUUCAGCACACACCAGCGUGGUUCCCAUGUUUUCUGACGUUAUGAAAGGGAUUGGAGAGAGUUGCUUGUGAGUGAAGAGUGCCCAGACUGCAACUGCACCUGCCUUCCUGCCCUCCUCAACUGACGUCCCUUGGGACCUUUCUCUCCAGGUCAGAAACCGGAAGGCGGCUCAAACCAUGGCAGCUGCUGCUGUCAGAGUGAGCAAACCAAGGAGAGCCAGAAAAGAGUGUGAACAAGACAGAAGUCACUAAUACGAUCCUGGAAGUGGCAUCCUUUUAUUCAGAGGACCCAGCUUGGAAUUACCUGUUCCGGAGCAAGAGCCGAUGGAGCUGGGCCGCCGAGCAGGUACAGCCACUCUGGCCAGGGCCUCCCUGAACAACAAGGAGGGCCAGCAGGACGCGGCCCCCUGGAAGACUUCCUGCAGCUCCCUGGACACCUCCGAGUUCAAGUACCAGGUCCCGCUCUGCCCACCGAAACCCCUGCCCCGGGGAGGCAGCAGCCAAGGCAACCCCGCAGGGCAGCGCCACCUGGAGGAGAUCCGCCCCCCACCCCCGACCGCGGUCAGCACGGAGUCUCGGGGAAUGGACCUGCAGCCCGGGGCCCUGAAGAAGGGGGCCUCCAGGUCCUCCUUGAGAGAGAACAAGGCCACCUUCCGGGAGGGGGCUCAGCCAUGCCAGGGGCUGGAUGACGGCCCCAGCCUGGGGGCCCAGGACCAGAGGAGCAGGCCCUCGAGCCACAAAGGCAGCAUCAUUCCGAACAACAUUCGCCACAAGUUUGGGAGCAACGUGGUGGACGAGCUGAUCUCUGAGGAGCAGGCUCGAAAGGCUGUUAGUGAAGGCUUGGAGGGCCAGAAGAGGGCAAGCUCGUGGCCCAGCAGGACCCAGAGUCCUCUGGAAAUCUCCUCCAUCUUCACAGACUACUAUGAUCUGGGCUACAACAUGCGGUCAAACUUGUUUCAAGGGGCCCCUGAGGAGACGCAGAGCCUCAUGAAAGCUUCGUACACACCAGAAGUGAUCGAGAAAUCAGUGAGGGACAUAGAACACUGGCACGGCAGGAAGACGGACGAUCUGGGACGGUGGCACCGGAAAAACGCGAUGAACAUGAACUUGCAGAAAGCACUGGAUGAGAAAUAUGGAGAGAAGAGCAAAUCCAGGGCCUCGAAGUACUAGAUACAACACAGAAGAGGUGCCCUCCACUCAAAUAAAGUGCCAGCAAUAAAGAAAGGCGCAAACCUGA